This is a messenger RNA of Orycteropus afer afer, 1314 nucleotides long. It is a transcript of the gene SNX30, whose product is annotated as sorting nexin family member 30. The record is from RefSeq and is a predicted model, not a curated record. Lineage: Eukaryota; Metazoa; Chordata; Mammalia; Tubulidentata; Orycteropodidae. Gene Ontology annotation, cellular component: cytoplasm. Gene Ontology annotation, molecular function: phosphatidylinositol binding; protein binding. The transcript is spliced from 9 exons. The coding region runs from base 1 to 1314 and encodes 437 amino acids.
AUGUCGGGCGGGCCCCCCAAGGCCCUGCCGUCCACGGGGCCCCACUCCCUGCGCGACAUGCCGCACCCGCUGGCCGGCUCCAGCAGCGAGGAGGCCGUGGGCGGUGACAGCACGCCCAGCCCGGACCUGCUGAUGGCCCGCAGCUUCGGCGACAAGGAUCUCAUUUUGCCCAAUGGUGGUACUCCAGCAGACACUUCAAGCCCAGCUUCUUCAUCUUCCCUUCUCAACAGGCUUCAACUUGAUGAUGACAUUGAUGGUGAGACCAGAGAUCUCUUUGUCACAGUUGAUGAUCCGAAGAAGCAUGUGUGUACGAUGGAGACCUACAUCACGUAUAGGAUCACCACCAAAAGCACUCGGGUGGAGUUUGACCUGCCAGAGUAUUCUGUGCGGCGAAGAUACCAGGAUUUUGACUGGUUGAGGAGUAAACUGGAGGAGUCCCAGCCCACUCAUCUCAUUCCCCCGCUUCCUGAGAAGUUUGUGGUAAAAGGUGUUGUGGAUCGUUUCUCAGAAGAGUUUGUGGAGACCAGAAGAAAAGCUUUGGAUAAAUUCUUAAAAAGAAUCACGGAUCACCCUGUGCUCUCCUUCAAUGAACACUUUAACGUUUUCCUCACUGCUAAGGACCUGAAUGCCUACAAGAAGCAAGGAAUGGCGCUGCUGAGCAGAGUGGGCGAGUCAGUAAAGCACGUCACUGGGGGCUACAAGCUGAGGAGUCGGCCUCUUGAGUUUGCAGCCAUAGGUGAAUACUUAGAUACAUUUGCACUCAAGCUCGGAACCAUUGAUCGAAUAGCUCAGCGGAUCAUCAAAGAAGAAAUAGAGUACCUCGUGGAGCUGAGAGAAUAUGGGCCUGUGUACUCCACAUGGAGUGCGUUAGAGGGCGAACUGGCUGAACCUCUGGAGGGUGUGUCAGCCUGUAUUGGCAACUGCUCCACAGCCUUGGAAGAACUGACUGAUGACAUGACAGAAGACUUUCUGCCUGUGCUCAGGGAAUAUAUUUUAUACUCUGACUCCAUGAAGAAUGUAUUGAAGAAGAGGGAUCAAGUGCAAGCAGAAUACGAAGCCAAAUUGGAAGCUGUGGCUCUGAGGAAGGAAGACCGCCCCAAGGUGCCAGCAGACGUUGAGAAAUGUCAGGAUCGGAUGGAGUGUUUCAACGCUGAUCUGAAAGCUGACAUGGAGAGGUGGCAGAACAACAAGAGGCAGGACUUCCGCCAGCUGCUCAUGGGAAUGGCCGACAGGAACAUCCAGUAUUACGAGAAGUGCCUCAUGGCGUGGGAGUCGAUUAUUCCACUUCUGCAGGAGAAACAAGAGGCCAAAUAA